Colletotrichum destructivum is the source of this 1590-nucleotide messenger RNA. RefSeq lists its product as uncharacterized. Bases 1 to 1590 code for a protein of 529 amino acids. The transcript has 3 exons. Lineage: Eukaryota; Fungi; Ascomycota; Sordariomycetes; Glomerellales; Glomerellaceae. The record is from RefSeq and is a predicted model, not a curated record.
AUGGUUUCCAGCUACUGGGAGCAAAUGGACCUCUGGGUCCCAGGGACCGAUGCCACAGGCUCGAAGAAUCUGACCUGGGAACAACUCGACUUCAACCGCAACUGCUCUUACUGGGGGCAUUGGCUAUCGGCCAUGCUUCAGACAGACUCUUGGGAUCCAAAAACCACCAUCGGAAUGAGUGUUGAAUCGGCGAUGGAGUACUACGCGUCGGCCAUGCCAAAGGGUUACACCACGACGUUCGAUGAAGUGGCCAAGUGGUUCGCGUACAACAUGUAUCACACGCCUGUCCCGGAAAACUCGGAGUCCCCCGAUUAUUAUCUCUUCAGCAAACGCUUCAACGACACUGUUUUGUACGGCCCAAAACCUCACUGCCCAACAGAAUUUUGCAAGGCCGUUGGGUAUACGGGGAACCAAGAUCUGUGUGGAAUCGGCGUGGUCGUGUCCUACUACCUCGAAGGAAUACUGGCAACAAUGUACCUCUUGGCCUUUACCGUCCACCAAAUGCGACGACACCUGGACAAGAAUGUGUACGAGAAACCCCGGCCGACGCAGAAACAAGGAGCCGGAGAGCGGAUCUUGGACGCGUUCCGCGGGUCGCUGGACAUAUUUCUCGGCGGCGCCAUGCUGAUUUCCGUGGCUAUGCUCGGCGCCUCGGUCUACUCCAGCGCGACCAACUUCAAGGAGAGGAGCGAAUCGAACCCGGACCUCCCGACAUCGGACUCGAUCUACGAGAUGGCCCUGGCCCUGAUCGCGUCCAACUUCUCCGUCUUCCCGGUCAUGCUGCUCUACGCGCUGGCCAAACACGACGGACACCGCAAGUGGCUGCACCGCUCGGUCCUGCUCCUCCUCUGGGGCCUCAGUGUCACCGUCGUCUACCUCGCGCCUAGGGGCGAGGUCGACUACGCGCUGCGGAAGAGCGGCCACAGGAACUUCGAAUGCGACCAGCGUGGCUCGCAAUACUGGAAGGCCGUAAAAGCCACGCAAUUUCUGGUCAUCGGACUGCCGCUCAUGUGGCUCGUUGUGACAAUCUUCCUCACCACCGGGUUCAAGAUCCCGGGCAUGGUGGACAGACCGUGGGUGAAGAGGUGGAGGUCCAUGUGGCGCCUGUCGGUUGCCUGGGUCAACAUGCUCAUCAUGUGGGCGAUCCUCGCCUACUUCACCCAAUUCCGCCAGAAAAUCAUCGACGCGGCUGGUGGCCUCGACAAAAACGACAAAUGGACGUUUGGACAGGUUCUCGCGCUUGCGGCGUGGGUCCCGAUCGUUGUCGAGAUUCUCUACAUCUUAGUUUUUGGCUUGGAAGACGGCUUGUCGGGUCAUAUGCCUGCUGGCUAUCAUGCAACACAUGUCAUUCAGUCAGAAACCAACAUGGGCAUUCCUCUCCUUGAACAGAACUACGGCAUGAAACAUGCUUCAACGAUAUCUUCAACGAUGUCGCUAGCUACGACGCUGAGCUCUCCGAUAACACCAGGCCAGGCGCAACCGACUGCGUGGGAGCCAAGCACUGGAUACCAGCCAAUCCACACGCAGCAGCAGCACCCUCAUGUUCAGCACCAACAAAGCUGGGACGGUUAUUACCACACAGGAUGGUAG